Oncorhynchus tshawytscha (Chinook salmon) is the source of this 6700-nucleotide messenger RNA. RefSeq names its product solute carrier family 6 member 9 (gene slc6a9). The record is from RefSeq and is a predicted model, not a curated record. Gene Ontology annotation, biological process: glycine import across plasma membrane; synaptic transmission, glycinergic; sodium ion transmembrane transport. Gene Ontology annotation, molecular function: glycine:sodium symporter activity. NCBI's taxonomy places the organism in Eukaryota, Metazoa, Chordata, Actinopteri, Salmoniformes, Salmonidae. The transcript is spliced from 14 exons. Gene Ontology annotation, cellular component: membrane. Bases 565 to 2511 code for a protein of 648 amino acids.
GGUUCAGGGCAGGGUACUGGGCGGAGGUCAGCUAGUGUUUAACAGUCUGGUGGCCUGGAGAUAAAAGCUGUUUCUCAAUCUCUCGGUUCCAGCUCAUCAUUUGUAGUGGAUACUGGACCAAACUGUGGCGAAUGGAUUAAUGCACGCGCUGCUGCUCAUCACUCAAGACUGAAAUUAUAGACGGAGCAAUUAUUGAAAUUAUGUUAGUAAAAGACGGGGCGUAUUUUGAAAGAAGAGGAAGGCUCAAGACAAGGUGAUGAAACUCCGAACAUUCUAUAUUGAUAUUUUGCCACCAUAUGUUCACGACACCACGCUAUGCAUAGAAACGUUCCUGGAUUAGGGGAGAAUUAACACAAAGCAAAGACGCCACUUCAGCUGCGGUCUGAAACAAGGGAAUCGAGUGAGCAACGGGGCGAAGCCGCACGCCAGCUGCUGCUACUGAAACACACCAGUGUCCAGAAGAAGACAAGUCCCAAAAAGAGACACACAGCAGCACGGACAUAGACCAAAUCGUCACGAAAGAGGAAGAGGUCCCUCCACUUGAAAGCGCCCCCUGACUGAAGCAUGGAGGAAAAGCCAUUUUCGGUGAUUGUGAAUGGAGCUGUUCCAGGAGAACCUGUGAAGACGGAUAAGAACUCCAGGAGAGGGAAUUGGGGAAACCAGAUAGAGUUUAUCCUCACCAGCGUGGGCUAUGCUGUGGGCCUGGGAAACGUAUGGAGGUUCCCCUACCUCUGCUACAGAAAUGGAGGAGGAGCCUUCAUGUUCCCCUACUUCAUCAUGCUGGUGUUCUGUGGGAUCCCCCUGUUCUUCCUGGAGCUCUCAUUUGGACAGUUCGCCAGCCAGGGAUGUCUGGGGGUUUGGAGGAUCAGCCCCAUGUUCAAAGGUGUGGGCUACGGGAUGAUGGUGGUGUCCACCUACAUCGGUAUCUACUACAACGUGGUGAUCUGCAUUGCCUUCUACUAUUUCUUCUCUUCCAUGACCAACCUCCUGCCGUGGACCUACUGCAACAACCCCUGGAACACGCCCACCUGCAACGGUGUGGUGACUCCCAGGGGCAUCAACAACACCUUGGCCAAUGUCACCCGCAGCUUGGUCACCGGGGCCACUGAGGUUGCCGUGGAGGUGGUCAAUAAGACCAAGAGGACCAGCCCCAGCGAGGAGUACUGGAAACACUACGUUCUACAGAUCUCAGACGACAUCGGGAAUUUCGGUGAAGUCCGUCUCCCUAUUCUGGGAUGUCUGGCCGUGUCAUGGGUGGUGGUCUUCCUCUGUCUCAUUAGAGGAGUCAAGUCUUCAGGCAAGGUGGUGUACUUCACAGCCACAUUCCCCUACGUGGUGCUGACCAUCCUCUUCAUCAGAGGCAUCACCCUGGAGGGAGCUGUCACCGGCAUCAAGUACUACCUUACCCCACAGUGGCAUAAGAUCCUCGACGCUAAGGUGUGGGGGGACGCUGCCUCUCAGAUCUUCUACUCUCUGGGCUGUGCAUGGGGUGGGCUCAUCACUAUGGCCUCCUACAACAAGUUCCACAACAACUGCUACAGAGACAGCAUCAUCAUCAGCAUCACCAACUGUGCGACCAGCGUGUAUGCAGGCUUUGUCAUCUUCUCCAUCCUGGGCUUCAUGGCCCACCACCUGAACGUGGAUGUAUCUGAGGUGGCCGACCACGGUCCCGGCCUGGCCUUCGUGGCCUACCCAGAGGCCCUCACUCUGCUGCCCAUCUCCCCCCUCUGGUCCCUGCUCUUCUUCUUCAUGCUCAUCCUGCUGGGCCUGGGGACGCAGUUCUGCCUGCUGGAGACCCUGGUGACAGCCAUUGUGGAUGAGAUUGGUACUGACUGGAUCGUUAGGAACAAGACGGUAGUCACAGGAGGAGUGGCUAUAGUGGGCUUCCUGUUGGGGGUGCCGCUCACCACACAGGCUGGGAUCUACUGGCUGCUGCUGAUGGAUAACUAUGCUGCUAGUUUCUCUCUGGUUAUCAUCUCCUGCAUCAUGUGCAUCUGUAUCAUGUACGUCUAUGGACACAAGAAAUACUUCAAGGAUGUUGAGAUGAUGCUGGGUUUUCCCCCUCCAAUCUUCUUCCGGGUCUGCUGGAGAUUCGUGUCCCCCAUCAUCAUAUCUUUUAUCCUGAUCUUCACAGUGAUCCAGUACAAGCCGAUCACCUACAACGACUAUGUGUACCCCGGCUGGUCUCUAGCCAUCGGCUUCCUUAUGGCCAUGUCCUCCGUCAUCUGCAUACCCAUCUAUGCUCUCUACAAGAUUGCCAAGUCUGAGGGAACCACAUUUUUAGAGCGGUUGAAGAAUUCGUGCAAGCCAGACGUGAAGUGGGGCCCGGCCCUGAGUGAGCAUCGGAUAGGCCUCUACGCCACCCCAGGCUCAGAGGGAGAAGUGGAGGUGCGUCCCCUGAAAGAGGAGCUGAAGGAGAAGGAGAAGGAGGAUGAGAAGAGGGAUGAGAUCAGCCUCACCAUCCAGGGCAGCAAUGGCUCAACAGCACACAACACUACCCCCAGCGCAUAGAGGCCCCCACUGGGCUAGUGCCAGUCCCCACCCAACAACCCUUUCCCACAGCACACCGCAACGUGGGGGAGAGCCCACUCACUGGAGACCUUUACAUAUUGUAAGGGCUUAUUAUUUCUAACCUCUAGAGAAAUUGGCCGUCAUCCAAAAGAAUUUCACCUCUUGUUUCGACAUAAUUUAAUUAUGCAUUUUUUUUCUCUUCUUCAUAUUAUGCAGGUGUGUGUACACACUGUGAAUACAUGGCACAAUAGGGGAGGGACAACAUUUUUCUCCUUCAUCUGUAAAGAUAUCCAGCGGAAUUGGCAACUUUUCAAGUGGCAGUGCUGGGGGUUUUAAAGCUGGAGGCCAGGUGUUCUUUGGGCCAGUGCUGUAGACAUCUGAAUGGAACCACUCUAGGGACUGAUCUUUCCCUUCUGCUGUUUUAACUACGGUAUAGCUUUUGACUCUCAGUACCCUCUGAUACAAUAUAGUGUCCACUACUCAGACUGUUACGUAUGCUGCUUUAGUGUUACCCAGAACAACUCAAAUUGGAGUAAGCCAAUGGCUUUUUAGCUACUCAUCUGACACAUAUUUCAUUUGACUAACUAUACAGUUAAGCCCUUGUACUUCCAAUGAUGUAAACAACUAACAUGCAUUACAGCACCAACUCCCCACACACACAGAGCAUGUUGGUCUCCAGCUUUCUGAACAGCUACCCUGACUGAAGCACAUGACUUCCCAAUGCCCAUUCUCAGGGUCCCAAAAAAAUUGACUACUUACUGAACACGUUCAAUACCUGAGUAAAUGUUUCUAUGAUUAUGGUAGGCUUUACAUUAGAGAGGGAGCUAAGAUAAAGACAACCAUAACAUGUUCACACACAAAAACAAAUGGGUGGAUGGAUGCAACUCAGUACAAUAAAGUGCCAUCUCUCUUUUAGUCUUCCAAUCAUUUCCGCGGGAAAUGCAUCUCGAAAUGUGGCAUCUCACUUUUCGCAUCUCACUUGUGAAGGGAGCAUUUGAUUGAGGACCGAAGCAGCUAGCAUAUCGAGGAGGGAGUACACAGUGGUGUUGCCUCAUAGCCUCUGUUACUCACAAGUAGGAUUUGCCCCAACCAGGCAUGUUACCAAAAAACAUGUUGAACAUGCAUGAACUUUAAUAUCUCGGUGACAUAGCUGGAGUAUGUGUCUUUGUUAACUUUUUCAAAACUGAGAGACUUGCAUCAGCAGGUGUCUUUGCAGAGGAAAAUAAAUGUAUUUACAAGCGUUUUAAAGCUCUGAGCCAAGUAAUGGUGUGACUGGAUGUGGAAACAGGAAGGAGAGAGGCCAUUGGUUAGCCUGGUAAUGGAGCUUGUCUCCAGGAGAAUUUUAAAAAACUUCAGUCAUCUUUACUGAAUUAUGUAGUUUAUAUGUAGUUGUAUAGUAUCGUUCUCUCCAUAGAAUUGUCUUAUUUUUAUCUUUUAUUAUUGUAAAUUAACAUAGUAAAUAAUUAUAAGGAAAACAUGUUGAUGUUGUAAGAAGCAACAGUAUCUUAAGAAAUAACAGUAAUGUUUACCAUUCCUCAUCCAUGACUUGAUUUUUUACUGGUAAUUGUUUUAUUUUAGGGGGUUGGAGUGGGAGGGACAUGUAUUUCAGUCACUUUGUGAAAGGAUGCUGUUGUGGUUGUGUUUAGGGUGGGAGUAGUGCUCUCACAGGUUGCUGGAAUUGGCAAUUGUCAAGAAGUCCCAUCUCUCCAUCUAAUUUGAGGCAUUUGUCUCCGCUCUGUUACGUUGCAUCUGUGUUGCAGUGAGGCAACGACCAGUCUGUGGUAACAUUGUAAAUCCACUGGGUCCUUGCCUGGCCUACACUGAUGGAGAGAGGUAGUCUGGCAAUGCAGCUGCUAAAGAGCUAGAGCAUCGUAUCUUGGUGAAACUACAGAUUUUGUAUUUCUUCUUUAACCCGUACGUACGUCACUGUAUAUAAUGUUCAACAUCUUUAUCUGACUGCACAAAUCUAGUUUCUGCUGUCAUAUGACUAUGAGUUGUUCUCCUUCCAUUUUACUUCAGUUUCACUGUGUUAAAAGUGUCAUGACAGUUAGCUAUCCAGACUUUGUCCAAAAUAGAAACGAAACCUUGCAGUCCAACAGGAGGCAUGUCUGACACUCAGGGGAGUAGGUAGUGGUUAUUUUGUCCCACAUGGCUUCUUAUUGCCUAUGUAAUGGGGAAUAGGGUUCCAUUUGGGACCUACCCAAAGUUGUUGGUUAUUUAAACAAAAAAACAAGCACACCAGUAGGUUAGAUGCAGCCCAACAGACUCAAGUUUUACUUCAGAUGGAGACAAGACUAGUGUGUUCUCCUAUGAUGAUGACAGAAGCACAGUACAGCCACACUACUGAAUCUGUUAUAAAGCAGAGUAGUAGUGUUCCUGGAAUGACGAUAGCACAGGAUAUUAAUAAUGAUGUUGCUUUUAACUGAUGUGUGUGUCUUGAAAAGUUAGAAACACUAUGGAUACAUAUCAUUUUGGUAAUAAGAAGUUGACAGCAGGUGUAAAUGAGCUAAAGUGGGUUAGUAUAUAAUGACCCUGGUGACUUCAUUUGAUAACAGAAUUAUUCUCGACAUGCCGGCUGAGGCUAGGGAGUCCUCUAGGACUUUUAUUUCUUCUUCUUGUUGAACUGUUGACUUGUAGUCCUCUUCUUUAUAAUAGUAGUAAGUUAGGAUAACCACCAUGCUAUUGCAACCCUUUGGUCUCUGCUAUCCCCGGAAUUCUUCCUCUAUCAGGGGACUGGUGUUUGUGUGUUUUUAUUUGGGUGUAUUUUUAUUUUCUUAUAGUAUAAUUAUCCAGUGUUUAGUGUAAUAUGUAUUUAUGUGUAGUGGAUACCCUACUGAUAAUUACUAUGUUUAAACCACGAUAGUGUCAGUAUUGAUGUCAUGUAAUUCUAAUCAAUCAGUAACAAUCCAUUUUUUCAUCUAACAAAACACAAACUACCUAUUUAAGAGACCUUUUGUUUUUGUACAAAAAAAACAAACAUGUAUUUUAUCGUCACAAUUUCAUCAUCCAUGUUCAGUGACACUACCUUUAUCUUGUUCUAAAAGCCAGCUGAUAUCAAAAGUAUUGCCGAAAAAAAGCUUGGGUUGAAACUUGAAAUUCAAAAGGAAUGCAUUUACCAGUAUGUUCUGUUGGAGGUACAUGACAUGUCUGCAGCUACAUGACUGUUGGAGACGGUCCAUAAUAAGUGUUAAUCUAUUUUACAUAGCAAUAAUGCCAACAGUAUUAAGUGAACACUGUGGUACUGUACUGCAGUCACAUCUGUUUACAAUAUAGCGACUGUGCUGUACAUUUUUUGUGUAAACAGACUGGCCUUUUCAAUUUGGUGGAGGAGUAGUUUACGAGCAUUAUGUGGCAAAUAAAGAAAAGAAAAUCAAACAGCAUAAUCAGCAACAUUGCUCAGGCCCCAGGAAGAGUAGCUGCUGCUUCAGCUAAUGGGGAUCAGAAUAAAAGACUAGAUAACAUUGUAAAUGCAAUACAUGACAUAAGAUCAAAAUAUCAAUGUAUUGGGGAACUAUGUAUGAAAGGGUGAUUUUGUUUUCAUCUUAUUCUUCCUUUUUGGGAUUAUUAUUUCAUUAGCUUGGCAUUUUAUCAUUUGGUGAGACCCUUCCAUUAAAAUGAUCAACCUAAGCAAGUAGUGUAAAAGGACACAUUGAAUGAAUAUUCAUAUAUUUGUGACAUUGUAAUAGAAGCAAAUUGUUCAUCAACUCAUAUUGAAAUCACUGUAGUAAAAGUCUUCUAUAUAUGGAAUGUAAGAAAUGAAUACAUGUUAGCAAUUCUGAAAACACAUAGUAGGCUUUUACUGUACUAAAACGGAUUUAUCUGCUCUGUGAUUCACUACAAUCACAGAGAUGUCUGAAUUUUUUACAAGUUGUUUCAGCACUUUAAAUCAAGUCAUGUGUUUUUAACAUAUCUAAUAAUACAAACUUCCGUUUUGAAAUAAGGCUUUACAAUGGUCUGAGUAAACUGUUGUCACUGUCAGCAGAGUAGACAUGUUAUGCCAAUGUAAAUUCUAUCAUGAGGGAGAAUAAAGCACAAAUGAAAUGAACACAGUACUGGUACUUUAUCAUAUAUAUCUAACCAUGUCUCUUGUACCUUGGGGCCAAAAUCCAUUGAAUUGUCUUAGUCAUGUCAGCUGUAUAUCGUAAACUGUUCAAUUACAAAUGGUAAAUAAAAUCUAUUUUAAAGAUCA